AUGUCAAAAUAAUAUCGUGUAUGUAACAAGAAACAUAAAUUUAAUUUAAAAGGGAUCUUGUCAUACCCUUAACAAUUGUUGUUUGGAAAAAUACCUAAUUAUUUUAGAAGAAUAACUUAAAAAUUAGAUGAAAAAUAGGUUAAACAAGUAAAUUUGUCUGAUAAUCAUAUUUGUUAUAUGAUAAAUGAGGAUAUAUGUGAUGUAUGUUGGAAAUUCAUGUAUUAAGGAUUUUAAUGUUAAAAAUGCAAUACAUAUAAUUACCAUAGUUCAAGAGAAAAAAAAAUAUGUUGCUUAUGUAAGGUUGCUUAUUGUUUAAAAUGCGUUAGAAGAGUCGAUUUAUUUUCUUAGAAUGGAUUAUGUACAUUUUGUUAAUUGCGUCAUUCAGAAUGUACUAGUUCUAUAAGAUAUUUAUUCUCUUUGUUUGUUGCUUUGAUAUUUCCUUGGUUAGCCUUUAAGUAUCAAGCAAAUAGAUUAAAUGAAACAUUUGAAAAAAUUUAGUAUACAAAUUUAUAGAAAAUAUUUGGUUUCUCAUCUUUUGUGAUAAUGUUUCCAUUAAUAUAUUGCAUAUGUUUAAUUGGAUUUAGUAUUAUUUUAAUUUGUAAAGGAUUUAAUUUGAUAAUAGUACCUUUGAAAAAAUAUUAUUUAUAGAAAAAAGUUAUAGAAUGA
This is a messenger RNA of Paramecium pentaurelia, 666 nucleotides long. Lineage: Eukaryota; Ciliophora; Oligohymenophorea; Peniculida; Parameciidae. The record is from the annotation of a GenBank genome assembly.